UGUAAAUCAACUGCAAAAAAAUAUUAAUAAUACUUAAAACAAAAAAUAUUUACAAAUAAUAAUAUAGCUUACUAUUACACAGCACAUGCGUUUCUUCAUGACGUCAUAACACACGUCACGAAUUAUCAGCAGCGGCGCCUUGCAUAAUGUUUUUAUUGUGUCGCGGUAACCGUAUCAACAAUAACAAAGACAGUCUUAGAAUAAUGUGACCGAUGCGGUACAGACGAAACGAAGGCCCGUAACGUUUUUAUUGUCGAAUACACUGGAGAUCUUGUAAUCCGGUGUUUCUUCCAGCUACCGAUUUGUGGUCGUUGUGGAUAACUCUGUAAACGCGGUAAAAUCAGAACGGUGAAUAACGAAUAUUCGAUUUAGACAAAAAUCCGUUUUUGCAACUAUUGGCACUAAAUGCACAGUUCAAACUAUAGAGUUGCUUGAACGUUACAGAAUUUUCCUCUCCUAUUACUUCGAUAUCAGUACUAGUCAUUGAAGGUAACAUUUUUAUGUAAUUCAUACACAAUGCCAUUUAAGGUUUUCAAGCAACAUGCUGACUUAUUUCCUUUGGGCAAUAUACCCAAUGUUGUGGAACUUUUUCGGCGUGAACUUGUUAAACGUGAACCAGAUCUGUUGCUCCUCUCAGUGGUAGCUGGAGCAAUUGAAAAUACAAUGACAUGUGUGAGGCCAAGCAUCGAAAUACCAGCAGUAGCAACUGUAGAAACAGAUAUUGAUAUUGAACAAUUAUCACUUGGUUUACCAGAAAUUGAAUUACAUAUUAUUCAAGCUCUUUAUACUAAAUUUUAUUCAAUUAUCAAGGGUAGUGUGGAUCCUGUGCAAUUUGAUGGCAAUGGUUACGCUACUCGAGAACUUGUCAAAAGAGUUUCUGAUAUUAUAUGGAACACAUUAACUAGGACUUAUUAUAAAGACAGAGCUCAUCUUCAAAGCAUGUACAGUUAUUUAACUGGAUCCAAAUUAGAUUGUUUUGGUGUUGCUUUUGCUGUAGUUGCAGGUUGCCAAAUACUAGGUUAUAAUGAUGUGCAUUUAGCUUUGUCUGAAGAUCAUGCGUGGGUUGUUUUUGGUCCUAAUGGUACUGAUAAUGCUGAAGUUACUUGGCAUGGUAAAGGGAAUGAAGAUAAACGUGGGCAGAAAAUCAAAGAAUCAGAUCCAGGACAUGGAUCUUGGUUGUAUGUUAAUGGCUAUCCAGUUAUAUGCAAUAGACAUAUGGAAGUUUCAGCACUUGUCAGCUCUAUAAACCCCAGUAUUAAUCAAACAAGUGAUGCUUUAGAAGUUGCUACACUACAAAAAAAAUUAUUAUGGCUUUUGUAUGAUGAAGGUCAUUUAUCAAAAUUCCCUCUGGCAUUGGGUAACUUAGGUGACUUAGAAGAACUUAACGCUACUCAUGGAAGACCACCAUGUACAGCAUUGUUUGAAGAAGCUAUACUAGCGGCUCAAACAUACUAUAACGAUAUGUUUGUAUACCCCUACACAUAUCAAGGAGGGUACUAUUAUAGGCAUAAUAUGAUAAAAGAUGCAUUUGAUAGUUGGUCAAAAGCUAGUCGGGUUAUAAGCAAGUAUAGCUUUAGUAAAGAUGACGAAGAACUAUACAAAGAAAUGAUGGAUAUUGCCUAUGAACUUAUUCCUUAUUCAUUAAAAGAAAUGACUUGUGGUAAAAGUAGAUCAAUUUUAAAUAAUCCUCAGUGUUAUGCUUAUGUUUUAUCAAUUUAUGAUGGAUUAUGUCUGUGGGAGGAAGAUGGAGCAACUCCUGUAUUGCAUAUAAAAUGGGCAAAACACUUCAUCAAUUCUAUUUCUAAAUUUGAUGAUAGUGUGCGAACUCGACUUAUAAUUUUAGAUCCUAAUGAGUUGGAUAAUGAUAAUACUAUCAAACAAAAUUAUCAUGACAAUGGACUUAACAAUAAUAAUCAACUAAUUUCUAAAGAUAAUUCAAAUACUACAGCACCUGUUGCUGUUGAUGAAGUAAAAUCAGAACUCCAUCCAGGUAUUGAAGCAUUAACAGCAGCUUGUAGUGAACGUAUUUUGAAUAGAGAAUUUUUACUACAAGGUGGUGGAGAACCCUUUGUAGGCAAUAUAGAUACAGUAGUUCCGACUAUUGUAGAUUCCUCAGAACCAAUUGUUGAACUAACAGCUCAUGACGAACUUGUGACAUCAGUUAUAUUAAGAAGUAAAAAGAUGAGAGGUAUGAAAGAUUUGCUUGUGGCUAAGAAAUUGAACAUGCAAGCAAUCAGCUUGCAAAUGAGUGCUCAGUCACAAGGUGGUAAGCGACAUGCUACAAGAGAUACUACUGAACCAGUAUCAAGAAGAAGUAGACGAAGUAAUAAUUAAAUAAAUAUAUUUUAUUUAUAAAUUAAACGUAAGUGCAAUUUUCUUUUUAUAGUAUGAACUGUAACAGAAUAUCUGUUAUAUUAUUUUAUUGUUUGAA
Daktulosphaira vitifoliae (grape phylloxera) is the source of this 2431-nucleotide messenger RNA. It is a transcript of the gene Mnn1, whose product is annotated as menin. NCBI's taxonomy places the organism in Eukaryota, Metazoa, Arthropoda, Insecta, Hemiptera, Phylloxeridae. The record is from RefSeq and is a predicted model, not a curated record. The coding region runs from base 517 to 2334 and encodes 605 amino acids. The transcript has 6 exons. Gene Ontology annotation, molecular function: Y-form DNA binding; transcription cis-regulatory region binding; chromatin binding. Gene Ontology annotation, cellular component: nucleus; chromatin; histone methyltransferase complex. Gene Ontology annotation, biological process: regulation of transcription by RNA polymerase II; negative regulation of cell cycle; negative regulation of cell population proliferation.